Molecule: messenger RNA, 1575 nt
Organism: Spodoptera frugiperda (fall armyworm)
Lineage: Eukaryota; Metazoa; Arthropoda; Insecta; Lepidoptera; Noctuidae
Exons: 4
Coding region: 976-1488 (170 amino acids)
Source: RefSeq, a predicted model, not a curated record
UACCCUAUCAAAAGUCCUUAUGUGCACAAAACUAUUAUCGAAACAAGUAGUACAGCAGAUAAAUGGAAACCAACACCUUGACAUAGCAGUUUUUAAAAUAGGCUUAACCACAAUAUAAAUGCUCGUUUCCGAGAUUUCGAAUCAAAUACUUUAUAUGCCGAUACAGCCAUACUAGAUCCACGCUUCAAGCAAAAAGCUUUUCGCACUCCAGAAGCAUACAAAAGGGCGAUCGAAAAUUUAAGACGUAGGGUUGCAGAAGUUCGCAUACAGGUCCCUAAUCCAAUCACUCCAAUCGAUGUCCAAGAACAACUUCCCCCGGAAGAACCUGUCCAGUCAAGUUCCAGCAUUUGGGAAGAGUUUGAUAUGGAGAUGACCUGGACGACACGUCCAGAAUGUUCUGUUGCAGCUGGGAUAAAAGAAUUACUAAAUAAAUACUUGCUUGAGGAACCACUAAAUAGGAAAGAAGACCCAUUAAAAUGGUGGCAUAGUCGCAAACAUAUUAUAUCCUCAUUUAUAUACUGUUGUCCUAAGUAGGCUUUGCAUCCAAGCCACGUCUGUUUCGUGCGAAAGGGUAUUUUCAAGUGCUGGGCAAGUUGUUAGUGAUAGAAGAAGACUGUUGAAGCUGUCAAAAAUCACCCAAAUGCUUUUUUUACAUCAUAAUAUCGCUCAUUCACAAGAAGGACGUCACAUCUCCAAAUUCGGUAAUUUUGAGUUACAUACACAAAAAGAAUUAGAUUUUUCAACUUUAUUCACUGUAAAAACGACAUAACGCUCAGCCGUCAAAUGAGGGAGCGAGACAGGUUGUGUCAUUUUAUAUCGAUCUUGCUCAUGCGCGACGCUUUUUUCGGUACCGUCACAUUCCAGUUGCCACGAGUUUGUCGAACGGAGUGCACGUACUAUUUUAAUGAAGAGACGUCAUAAUUCGUGUUAUGACGAGCUUCUCGUAAAGAUUCUGAAUUAUUUCGAAACUUCAUAAUGUCUACUACCAGAGGGAGAAAAAUAUUGGCUUUGAUUACUGCUAACAACGAAAUUAAUGCAAAUAAACCUACAGAUGUAUCUGUGCAAGAGACGGAAGAGGGAUGCAAAAUUGGUUCAAAUUGUGACAUAGAUGUAACUAAAACUCGACCUAAUGCAACUCCUCGAUCGAGAUCAAGCUCCUCUAGCUCCUGUUCUUCUAGUAGCUCUAGUUCUACUAAUAGUUCAUCUUCUGCAUCAUUUAAAGAAGAUAGUGAUGAUUCUGUUAAAGAUCCUCUUUACCAUCCAGAAAAUCUUGAUCAGCCAGAAUCACCAUCAAAUUAUUCAUACGACAAUUUAUCGGAACUCAACGCUGAAGGAUUGGCAAACACAAGUGCCAACGAAGAAAUUACACAGAGAAAUGAACCAGGGACUGAAGCUAGUAAUAUUCCAGAGGCUACUUACUCUGAAAAUAUAGUUGAGUCUGAUUCGACUCCAAGAGCCAAAAAACGCAAACGCAAUGAAUGUGGUUGAAAGAAAAAUGUUGUGAAAAAAUUAAAGAAUACGGGCAAAUCUUAUAAAAGUACAGCGACAAAAAAAAAUUGUACCUGAACGCAAAAU